Molecule: messenger RNA, 915 nt
Organism: Aphanomyces astaci
Lineage: Eukaryota; Oomycota; Saprolegniomycetes; Saprolegniales; Verrucalvaceae
Exons: 2
Coding region: 96-701 (201 amino acids)
Source: RefSeq, a predicted model, not a curated record
UGGUUUUGUGUAAUUCUAUCUUUAGCUUGGGAGAGAGGUAGAACGAGCGUCUCGAUAUUCGGUCGCAUUGUUCUUGGCGGCGACGACAACAAACCAUGCCAACACCCCACCACAAGGGUCAGCCGGAAUCAUUGGGGCUGCCGAAACUUCGGCCUCCGUCUCCGAAAACAGACACUGCCGACGUCCCCCAUGACGACGACGCGGACAUGCAGACGGUUCGAGUGAGCGAAUCGCAUCCUCGAGAUGACACGGAUACUAGUACCUCAAAUGAGUCCGAGUCGGCCGCGAAUUUGCCUUGCUUGGCUAACGUUACACCGAUGGACACUUCCCCACGAGAGGGUUUAGGUAGCGGGGAGAUCCAGUAUCAAACUCUGCCUCGCCGCCAAAGUUCGAGCUUGAAGGUGUUGCGGCCAGCGUUGCCAUCGACACCCAUGGUGAUGCUGCAGCGCACGAAAACGCUGGGGAGUCUCCAUGCGGACAAAAUGCUCACUCGUCUGGGCGUGACGUUUGAGACGAUGCGAUUGGAAAAAGGCAUGAAGAAGCUUGGGAUUUGCGACCACGACAUUGAAGCCAGCAUUGAGAGUACGAUAUACGCCCCUGCAUGGCUUACUUGUGAUUGCAUAUUCCAAAUGUGGUGUUUUGUGAUGAUGUACACGUAUGUAUAUAUGUUGCAGUUCGCCGACACUGCGGCGUGGUUCUGAACGACUUAAUGUCCAAAGAAGAAUUACUGCUCGGGUUUUCAGGCAAACAAUUGAAACGCAUCAAGGCCGUCAAGACCAUGGGGACUUCGGAAAACGAAAUCCUAGAUGUCUAUUGCAAGCAAAUCUCAAACCUCGGCUUUCCCCAGGAAGCAGCGGCCUUACUUAAAUAACUGCAUGGAAUUUUGAACAAUAAUCUACUAGUAUCUGGAAACCA